CCUUUUUCAGACAAAAACAGUUUUGUUUGUCAUAUUUUUCAACUUGGAAUCUUAAUAACAAUAAUAUCUCUCGCUCGGCGUGGGUCUUACUGUUUUCGUUGAUGGUUUAAGGUUUUAUUCAACACUAGUGGAACAAAGAACCAGUAUGUGGAAGAUAAAGUAUGUUUUAGGGAUCGUCAUUUGCUUCAUAUUUGUGGUAUCAGUUAGUGGAAAAGGAAUGUUUGCUGUUAUUCUUAAAAAAAUGACAAAUAGCGAAGAAACAGGCUGGGAUAAUUCUUGUUGUGAUACGCUUUGUAACGACUGCGAUACUUAUUUUAAAGUAUGUCUAACAACAUUCCCACGCCCUACCUCGAUAUCUAACUGUAUGUCUGGUGUGCAGACCAGUGGAUAUCUGGGGGGAAACACAUUUACUAUGAAUUACAAAGUGGAAAGACCUUUCAACAUAAAAAUACAAGAUUUUGGAGUAUUCAUAGAAGCAUGGGAUGAUGACUCCACGAAUGAUGACCUUAUUGACAAACACUCUGCGACUAUCAGCGCUAUCCCGACCUACAAUGGUACAGUUAUAACAUCCAAUACCGUUAGCCUGACAGGUAGAAGACGUACGAGUAAGACAACAUUAGAAAUUCAAUACCAGUUAUACUGUGAUCGAUUUUACUAUGGUCCUACAUGUGCUACUUAUUGUAAAUACAGUGACUAUAUUAAUGGCCACUACUGGUGCAGUGAUAACGGUACUAAGGUGUGCUUGGAAAACUGGUAUGGGAAAAACUGCACGGACUAUUGCUUUCCUCGUGACGAUGAACUGGGACACUACUAUUGUAAUAGUAAUGGAACUAAACUUUGUUAUCAAAACUGGUAUGGAAACAACUGCACGUUAUGGUGUUUCCCGAGGAAUAGUUCGUCUGAUGGGCAUUAUUACUGCCUUAGCAAUGGUAGCAUCAAGUGUGACUCGGGAUGGUAUGGAAAAAAUUGCACAACAUACUGCUGGCCAAAGAAUAAUCAAUAUAGCAAUUAUAGAUGUGACAACAAUGGAACAAAGAUCUGCGCUGCUUUCUGGUAUGGUACAAUGUGCAACGUGCUUUGUAAGCCUGAUGGUUUUGGGCAUUAUCGCUGUGACAAUGCUACGGGUUCAAAGGUGUGCCACAAGGAUUGGUAUGGGGCCUCUUGUACAUCCCACUGUGUGUGCCACAAGGAUUGGUAUGGGGCCUCUUGUACAUCAUAUUGUGUUCCUAGAAAUGACUCUACUGGCCACUACAAUUGCAAUCAUGUUAAUGGAACAAAGGUGUGUCACAAGGAAUGGUAUGGGGCCAAUUGUAAUUUAUCCUGUUCAWCCRAUCAGUCGCUCCACCAGAUUUCUUGUAAUUCGACGAAUAAAAUAAAGACCUGUCCAAACUUUGCUGUCAUGUGUGGUAAUAGCCUGGUUUCUACAACUCCUAUGCCAACCUCAAGUUUCAUUCCCAAGACAACUUUUUCUGUGUUUACUACARAKUUAAUAAACUUGUCAGUAUUAAUAUCUACGUCUACGAUAGUAAACACGCGGCCAACAAUAAGCAAWGUAUCAAGCACUCUUUACGUACAACCAACCAUGACAGCGUUAAAUAAAUCCACUGAUAUGAAUACGACAAAGAGCACGGGGAAGCAAACAAGGCAAAGUGAGGCUUGGAAGUACGUAUCAGUCUCAUUGGGAAUUGUUGCGUUCUUGGUUAUCACCAYCGUUACGCUUAUCAAGUAUAUGCGUGCAAGGAUAAGAAGACGUAUAAGUAUGUGUGAUCAAGAUGAAAAGAAAGAAAAACCACCUCAUAUUGAAGAUCGUUAUGCAGUUCCACUGAUACAAGUAAGGGGGCAAAGAAUGAGUAUACAAUCAAAAGAUGGGUUUACCACUCCACCAGAGACACCUGAAUGUUUUCAAAUCAAAGAUCCAUCCACGUGGCUGCUCCCUGAAGAUAGCUCCCUAAAUCGUGGAAUUAAUUAAUAUGAAAAUAACAACUAUUAAUUUUACCAUUUUUAAUUAAUAGUAGUUAGUGCAUAUGUAUGUACUUUUGUCACACAAAAAUGUAAAGAAUGUGAUGACGUCAUAAGAAGGUAAAAAACUUGAGAGGGGUGGGAAAGAAAAGCUACGAUGUUGGGGAGGAUUAUGGGUUCAAAUCCCAUCGAGGUCGCUCUUUUUUAAAGAUUGUUUUCCUCCUUACCACCCCCCUUCCAAAGCCAAUAACUCCACUUACCACCCCUCCCUAACAACGUAGCUUUCCUUUCCCACCCCUCCCAAAAAAUCAUCCUAUACCAUCUUAUGACUUCAUUACAUUCUUUAUAUUCUUGUGUGAUAAAAGUACAUACAAAUGCGCUAUUAAUAGUCUGAAAAGGCAUACACCUACUUGCAAGAACGUUGUCAUACAAAAAUAGAACAUUAUUAAUUUAUAGUGGGAUAGGAAUUAUAUUAAAAAACAAAAGAAGAUCACUGAAGCUGAACUUUUUCUUUUGUCUUUUAAUGUAUUCCUUUCUCACAAAAUUACUAAUGUCCUAAUAUCGUAUGACAACGUUUUUGCAAGUAGGUGUAUGUUCAGGAUAUUAAUUAGUGUAUACAACCAUUUAGCUCGCUUGUAAUGUUUUCACAUUUCAGAHCAUGGGUCGUUCUCUAGAGUAUCAUUUCUUUGUUAAAUGGUUGUAUAAUUUAAAAUAUAUGAUUAAGGAUACAACUCAAACAAAGAAUUUUAUAACGCGUCGAAAUAUAUAAAUAUGUACAUAAGGAUAUUUGACGAGGAUAAAAUUAUAUCCCAUGAAAAUAUUAGACAAAAUACAAACAAAAAAAACUUUGAAAAGGCAUGUAACUUAAUUCCAUUGAGGAAUCAAGGCAAAAACGCCUUUAAGGUAAAGUAUUUCUAACGAAUGGUUGCAACAACCAUAAUCUGCACCAAUAUUAUUAAUAUUAYAUAAUAACAUACAAUAGAUGCAAAAGUAAAAUUGUGAGUAAAAUGCUUUAGAAACUCU
This is a messenger RNA of Actinia tenebrosa (Australian red waratah sea anemone), 2982 nucleotides long. RefSeq lists its product as uncharacterized. Gene Ontology annotation, molecular function: scavenger receptor activity. Gene Ontology annotation, biological process: cell communication. Lineage: Eukaryota; Metazoa; Cnidaria; Anthozoa; Actiniaria; Actiniidae. The record is from RefSeq and is a predicted model, not a curated record. Gene Ontology annotation, cellular component: membrane.